Messenger RNA from Drosophila bipectinata, 1073 nucleotides. RefSeq lists its product as uncharacterized. Lineage: Eukaryota; Metazoa; Arthropoda; Insecta; Diptera; Drosophilidae. Gene Ontology annotation, biological process: lipid catabolic process. Gene Ontology annotation, molecular function: lipase activity. The record is from RefSeq and is a predicted model, not a curated record.
CUUUUCACUUUCUGCUGUUGAAGAGGUCAAUAGAUAGCCGAAAUAUGAGACAUUUCGGUAUUUUACACCUAUAUUUUAUUAUUUACAUCCAUCUGUUCCUAGUUUCUGGGGCAUUUUCAAGACUGAACCUUAAGUAUGCAAUUUUAAAGCAAAACCAAGCACCUCAUCGCCAGAACGAGACUUUGGGUAAUCUACAGAGAACGAAGUAUGAUGUUCAGAAGACUAUGCGAGUUAUUUUUUACAAAAAUAACACAAAAACCUUGGAAGCAUCUGCCUUUGUAGACACCUAUAAUAUCAAAGCUUCAGGUUGUUCAACCUCGGACAAGUUUGCCAUUGUUCUCCAUGGAUGGAUACAAAGCUGUGCUGACGAAUGGUCCAUCUCGCUAAUUGAACGCUUGAGUUUCUAUCGUGGCGGCUGUAUAAUCUGCAUCGACUACAGUGUAGUGGCCAGUUCUUCUUAUAUGCGAUUAUACACAAACUUUGAUACGCUGACUAAAGCCAUUACAUCAAUAAUACUAACUUUAAUAAACCAAGGAUUUGACCCCAAACGAGGCUACAUGUUUGGAUUUAGUUUUGGUGGACAACUGGCGUCGGCUGUAGGACGUUCUCUGUGGCCUCUCCGUGUCAUCCAAAACAUAGAUACUUGUGACAUGGCAGGACCUGGCUUCGACCCCAUUGCAGUCGAUCACUCAAAGGCCGGAAAACAUGUCCAAUGUUUCCAUUCUAGCGGAGACAAAGGAACCUUUAUUUACUCCUGCCAUCGAAACAUAAUGUUAGGUAGCUGUGGACUUAAACAGCCCUCGGUGGUCAGUCAACUGCAUCUUGGCAGCCAUGGACUUUGUGUCGACAUCUACAUUAACACCUUCGACUAUCCUUUCUACGCCCUCAACUCAACGCCACCCGAAUGUCUGUCUUUCCAAAAGGCGGCCAAAAUUCCAGACGGCUAUACGGUCGGCUACGAGGAGAACUUUGACAGCCAAGUCAUUGGGCAAAUUUUCGUUCCGACCAGUCUACAUUACCCGUAUAAUUUAUCGAAGAAAGAACUUAGUAUGUUGGUUAAAAAUAAAGGAUAA